CAAACAUUCUACGAUAGUCUUCUAACUUCUAGGACAGGUUCACGACGGAAAACCCCGUCAUAAAUGUUCUUUUACAAUAGGAUAUUUCAUCGUUAAUGGGCUCUUUUCUUAAGUAAAAAUCAACGAGUACUUUUCUACCAUGCAAUCAAUAGAGGAGUCUUAAACUCUUAGCCGUCCUAGAGUCCUAAGUACCUUAUAAACUUAUAAAUAAGAUAGUUCAAGCACGUAAUAAUUAACAAGUUACAACCCAAAGUUGUACAACUCUUACUCUUUCAAAGUUCAAAAAUAUGGCAGCCUUAACAGUUUUGAUUAUUCUAGGGGUGUUAGCCACAAUUUACCACUCACAAGCACAAAUGUUGCCAAAAAUCUUAGAAAGAAGUAGUUCUCAUCAUACUUAUUCCAUUUCUGAAGAUGUUACUAUUUUUGAAAAUGGAAAAUUUGAGGUAACUAAACCUAUUAAGGUUGGAAAAUCGGAGUUUUAUGCUCCGGAGCCUUUGCUAGUUGUUUCACCUCAAGAACCGGGGUCGUAUCCUGUACUCUUGUUUAUCCAUGGAACUCUUAUUUCUAAUGAAGAUUAUUCUGAUCUCUUUCAACAUUUUGCUUCUCAUGGCUUCAUUGUGGUUGCUCCAAAGCUCUUCUCAAUAAUCUACUUCCCUAGUCAAGAAGAUGAGAUAGAAAUGGCAGCUUCAAUAGCAAACUGGCUACCAACAAAUCUACAAGACGUGUUACAAACACGUGUCAACGAAGGAGUGGAAGGCGAUCUAUACAAACUAGCAAUAUCCGGUCAUAGUAGAGGAGGAAAAUCAGCAUUUGCUCUUGCACUGGGUUUCUCCCAAACAAAAUUAUCACUCAAAAUUUCAGCACUUAUUGGCAUAGACCCGGUUGCCGGGUCUAGCAAAAAUGACCGUACACAACCAUACGUUCUAACGUACAUGUCCAACUCGUUUAAUUUAUCGAUUCCUGUCACAAUAAUUGGCACUGGAUAUGGUAACCAAUCCAACUUCUUCCUACAACCUUGCGCCCCAAAUUUGGUGAGCCAUCAACAAUUUUUCGACGAGUGCAAGGAAGGUUCACAUUUUGUGAUCACGGACUAUGGUCAUAUGCAAAUGUUGAAUGAUUUCGUGUAUGAUCCGGUUGCGAGUGCUGUGUCACUUGUGUGUAAAUCCGGGAGUGGUCUUAAAAGUACGAUGAGAAGAACACUAGGUGGGAUUAUGGUGGCUUUCCUUGACGCGUAUUUUGGAGAUGAAGAAGGAGAGUAUUUAGCCAUCUUGGCUAAUCCUUCUUUGGCUCCUACUAAUCUUUACGUCCAAAAUAAGGGUAACUUUAGGUUUCCAGGAAAUUAUGAGCAAGUUUAAUGGGAUAUGGUCAUAUCUCAUAUGGUAUGUGUUGCGUGUUGCGUGUUGCGUGUUGCUGUCUUUUGCCUUAUUGUAACAAAGUAAUUAGUAGUAUUGAUGUAAUUAUUUUGUCAAUUAUGCAACAAUAAUGUUAAAAAUUGUCUUUCUAAUGAUUA
Chenopodium quinoa (quinoa) is the source of this 1510-nucleotide messenger RNA. RefSeq names its product chlorophyllase type 0-like. The coding region runs from base 288 to 1355 and encodes 355 amino acids. Gene Ontology annotation, molecular function: chlorophyllase activity. NCBI's taxonomy places the organism in Eukaryota, Viridiplantae, Streptophyta, Magnoliopsida, Caryophyllales, Amaranthaceae. The transcript is spliced from 2 exons. The record is from RefSeq and is a predicted model, not a curated record. Gene Ontology annotation, biological process: chlorophyll catabolic process.